AUGCAUGUGUGGCCUCCACUAGGAAAGAAGAAGUUUGAGACUCUCUCGUACCUCCCCGAUCUUAGUACCGAGCAAUUGGCUAAGGAAAUAGACUACCUUCUCCGUUCUAAAUGGAUUCCUUGCUUGGAAUUCGAAUUAGAUCACGGAUUUGUGUACCGUGAGAACCAUAGGUCACCAGGGUACUAUGACGGACGCUACUGGACCAUGUGGAAGCUCCCUAUGUUCGGAUGCACCAAUUCAUCUCAGGUGUUGACGGAGCUGGAGGAGUGCAAGAAGGAAUACCCCACUGCUUUCAUUAGAAUCAUCGGAUUCGACAACGUCCGUCAAGUGCAGUGCAUCAGUUUCAUUGCCCACAAGCCCAAAGGCUACUAAGCUGUUUACGUUUCAGUUCCUUCCCUCGUGGGGAAUUCCAUUUGAUUUUAAUGUUGUACUUAAAUUAAGCUCUCAAAGACUUUUUUUUU
Molecule: messenger RNA, 461 nt
Organism: Hibiscus syriacus
Lineage: Eukaryota; Viridiplantae; Streptophyta; Magnoliopsida; Malvales; Malvaceae
Product: ribulose bisphosphate carboxylase small chain, chloroplastic-like
Exons: 3
Coding region: 1-372 (123 amino acids)
Source: RefSeq, a predicted model, not a curated record